Molecule: messenger RNA, 580 nt
Organism: Leguminivora glycinivorella
Lineage: Eukaryota; Metazoa; Arthropoda; Insecta; Lepidoptera; Tortricidae
Exons: 4
Coding region: 269-580 (103 amino acids)
Source: RefSeq, a predicted model, not a curated record
CAGAAUUUCUCCGAUGUAAAUUUUGCGCGCGCUGUACCGCAACGAAUUGGCGAUUUCGAAUUCAAAAUUACAGAUGGCAGUAUUAAGAGAAGGUGUUCUUAUAAGCUUUGUAAUAAGCUGGAUUGUCGCAAGUUUUGGCAUACGCCCUACACGGCUUAUGAUGAAGGGUUUGUAGGGCAACUGUGGCCUACUGUGUUGGCUGUGGGGAUCGCUGAGGUGUUCUUUGGCGUGAUUUUGAUAUCCAUAGUGAUUGCUAAUAGGGAGAAAUAUGAUGGCAUUUAUGGAGCUGAUGCGGCUAAAAAUCCGAAUAUUGACCUCUACCGGACUAAGCGGUUAUGUUGUCAUCCUUUCAGUCCUUAAAAUGCAUUUCGCUCUUCUUGCCAUCGAAGGAACUGAAGGAAAUCCAGGUCCGGUUUCAGCAACACAAACUAUGCUAUUGAGCGACGCGGGCAUGCUAGAAGUCUUCACUCUACUCGGAGCAGUACUUCAUUUCUUCGGCGACAUUGCAGUUUUCACCUACUACAACCUGAGGUACAUUCAGCCAACACUGUUCUAUACUGGACAAGUUGAACAUAUUUGA